ACUAACGCAGUCUCAUAAGCUUGAUAAACAUACACGAUGACUGGUAACUGGCACAAGGUUUAUGAAACAGAACACCCGUUAAAACGACUGUGGUUCUUCGGCCCCGCAAGGAUAAGGCUACAGUUAGGCCAAUUGAAACAGUGUUGUUAGUACAGUCUGCAAAUAGGAUGGCCAGCAAGUUCGCAGGAAAAGUCGUUUUAGUUACAGGUGCUUCAAAAGGAAUAGGCGCAGAAAUCGCAAAACAGUUUGCAAACGAAGGCGCUGUGUUGUCAAUAACUGGUAGAGAUACAGCAGCAUUAAGUCAAGUGGCUAACGAAUGUAGGGCAAAACAAUCGAAUGAGGUACUGGAAAUAGUCGCGGAUUUAUGCGACGAAGAGCAAGCAGCCAACGUUGUUCAACAGACCGUGGAAAAACUAGGCAAGCUUGAUGUGCUAGUAAACAAUGCGGGUAUUUGCUUGCCUGGCAAAAUCGAAGAGGCAACUCUGAAAAAUUUUGACCAAUUGUUUAAUAUCAACGUACGGUCUAUGUUUCAUCUCACUCAACUCGCAGUACCUCAUUUGAAAAAAGUAAAAGGAAAUAUUGUAAAUAUAUCAAGCAUAUGCAGUACAGGACAAUACACGAGGCUACUACUGUACAAUAUGACAAAGGCGGCAGUGGACCAGUUUACCAAAACUAUCGCAUUGGAACUGGCCCCUGCUGGAGUUAGAGUGAAUGCAGCUAAUCCUGCAAGCGUAAAAACGACAAUAUAUGCGAAUGCGUAUACACCCAAGGACUUGGAAGCAUAUUACGAAAAAGCGAAGUCGUUUCACCCACUCGGUCGAAACGUUGAAGCAAAGGACGUAGCAGAUGCUGUACUGUACUUGGCAUCAGAUUCAGCCAAAAUGGUCACGGGCACAUGUCUAAUGGUAGACGGAGGACGACUAUUAAAUUCAACGUAGUCUGAUGAUUUUAAACGGUCUUAAGAAUAAAUAUUGGUGAUUCAAUAUGUUAUAUUGCUGCGAUAUUUCUCGUUGUGACGUGUGUUAUGACAUUAGUAAGAAUAAAACGUCAUGCAAAU
Messenger RNA from Ciona intestinalis (vase tunicate), 1057 nucleotides. The record is from RefSeq and is a predicted model, not a curated record. Lineage: Eukaryota; Metazoa; Chordata; Ascidiacea; Phlebobranchia; Cionidae.